UCUAAUGCAUGUUUAAAUGUGCAAAUUCAAUCGCUUCUCUUCCUCUUCUUCUAAUGGCUUCCUCACUUGAUCACAAUCAGCUACCAAACAUCCACGGCGGCGCCACCGCAGCUCCUCCGCCUACUCCCUCCUCACAAACCAACCACCUCUCCACCUCCGCCGCCGCCGACGCUCUCUCCAGGCUCCUCCAUCGCCUACCGCCCAAUCUCUCCCUCCCUACUCGCCGCUUCCCCUCCGUUAGGUCACCGCCAACGAUUUCCUUCUCAGAAUCUCCUAAUCCUGACCUUCUCGACCGCCUUCUCUCCGCCGCCUCCGAACUCGGCUUCUUCCAACUCACCGAUCAUAAAAUCUCUUCUCAUCUCGCUCUCUCCGCCGAGUCGGAAGCCGCCGCUCUGUUCGAUCUUCCGGCCGAGAAGAAGGAGUCUCUGUUUCCGAAGAACUGGCCUCUCGGAUACAAAGGCGAUGGAGACGAAGAAUCGGACGGAAUUGGUGAAUCGUUCUGCUUCGAUUUGAGGCCGUGUUUAUCCGAUUCGGCAGAAAUUUCUUUACAUUCGUUAAAGGAGUUCGUUCUUAAAAUGGAGAGCCUCGGAUUGAAGAUCCUUGAGUUUUUGUUUCGUGCGAUUGGCUUCGAGAAUCCAAUCGGUGAAGAUCGUACCGGAUUCCGGUCGCUUAUAUGGAUAUCGGAAGGUUGUCGGAGCACGGAACCGGCAAUGGCCGAUGGAUUUUACCCAUACAUUGUUGGAUUGCAGUAUCAGAGCAAAAACCAGAGAUGUUCGCUGUUAGGGGAUUCCGGCUGGGUUGCGGCGGCGGCGGCGGCGACGGAUUCUGUGAUGGUCUCCAUCGGCGAUAUUGCGCAAGUGUGGAGCAAUGGAAAACUACCCAAGAAAGUGAGAGGGAGACCGGUGCCAACGGCGAAUACCAACGGUGCCAAUUCACACGCAAUCUCAUUAUCGCUACUCAUUACUCUUCCUGUUGACAGCCAAGUCUCUCCUCUUCUUCUGCCGUCAAGCGUAAAUGCCGACGUGGAACAAUUCAGAAGUGUCACUGCUAAAAAGAAAAAAGAAGACGACGACAACGACGAGAGGAAGGAAAAGGCAAUGUUUCAUUCAUUUAGCUUUGAAGAGUAUGCAUGGAGAGUGUAUCACGAUCGAUGUUUUCUGCUUAAAGAUCCGCUCAACAGAUAUCGAAUUUAAAUCCAUCAAUGGAUGGAUUGAGUUGCAACUAAUUUUUUGUUUGUUUUUUUUUUUUUUAAUUUAAAGCACAACUUUGGAGUAUUAUGGAUGAAGCAACAAUGUGUUGAGAGUUAUAUGUAGUACAAGUCCAUUGGACCUUUUAACCUUUGUAUCUUGACUAAUAUUUAAUGUUGUUUUA
Molecule: messenger RNA, 1371 nt
Organism: Benincasa hispida (wax gourd)
Lineage: Eukaryota; Viridiplantae; Streptophyta; Magnoliopsida; Cucurbitales; Cucurbitaceae
Product: 2-oxoglutarate (2OG) and Fe(II)-dependent oxygenase superfamily protein
Source: RefSeq, a predicted model, not a curated record